Benincasa hispida (wax gourd) is the source of this 4017-nucleotide messenger RNA. The record is from RefSeq and is a predicted model, not a curated record. Lineage: Eukaryota; Viridiplantae; Streptophyta; Magnoliopsida; Cucurbitales; Cucurbitaceae.
GUAUUUCGACGUAUCACAUUUUUCAAACCUGAAGUGAGUGAUACGACACUGAAACCAGCAUGCUAGAGAAAAUGAACGCUUCUUCUUCUUCCUCUCCUUUUGAAGUUGAAGACAAACUCUCUGUGAUCAUAAUUUAGGUCGCUUGCAUUUGGGAACCGUGGUUUUCGGCCGCUUGCAUUGCAUUGGAGUCACUGUGCCGCUAGGUUUGUAAGGCUAAAGUGUCUUCUCGAUGUGAAAGGUGACGAAGACUUUGGUCUUCAUUUUUCUACAGUCCCGUGUAUGUCUGUUUCUUCAUAAAGACGCUUUUGAGCUUUCUUUAUAAAGUAAUCACUAAUUAGGCGAAAGCCAUCAGUUUUAAGUUUUCAGUAUCAUAUUUAGCCGUUGGAUUGUGUACUUUGAAUAUCUCAUGACAGAGGAAAGAAUCUUCAGAACAUUCGGAAAUUGCGGAAGCUUUUAAUUGAUUAGACAUUGAAAAAUGGUUAAUAAAUGGGUUUGAAUUGUCGUAUCCUACCCAACGUUGCCCGCGGGAGAAAAAAUGAACUGUUAUUCAAAAUGGGGUUUAUGGAAAUAUACUGAUAUGCACUGGCAGCGUCUUUGCUUCAAGUUUAGCAUUGGGGAUGGCUGAUCAUUUUCUGGAAGUGGCUCUCCCACCGUCCAUUGAGCAGUUUCUUUUUCAAAUAUGUAAGCAACAGAAUCAGCCACUACCUGAUGCCGAAGUGCGAUGGGCGUUAGCUUCAGUGGAGGAAGAAGCGGCUCUCCAUGCCCUCAAUAGGAUCUCCUGCGGCCCUGUUUGGAACCUUAGUGGUUUUAUUCUGGAUAUGGUUCGUAAUGAUCCUUAUACUUCUCCUCAGAAGAAGAUGGUUCAUGUUUCUCCACACCAGAGUCCUUCCAGUUGCCACGUUUCUCAGCUUCAGAGUCCUCCGACUUGCUCUGUUUCUACGCUUCAAAGUCCUUCAACUUGCUCCGUCUAUUGCCCCCAAGGGCUAGGAACUGCUGAGCAAGCAAGCAUUCAGCCGGCAAUGCCAGAAAAAUCCAGAAGCUUUUCAUCUUCGGUUUUAGAUAGAGCAAAGGUUCUACAAUUUGUGGCUUUGGGGGAACUUGAGUUUAGAAAGGCAUUUUUAAUACUGAGUUACAUUGGAGGAGAAAGCCUUGAAAGGGUCACAACAGCAGAUCAAAUUCAAAGUCUGAGUCAGUUGUCCAUGGAAAAGUUUGAGGCUGUAGUUUGGAAAACAUUUGGUGAAAAAUACAUUAAGAAGGAAGACAGACGAGUGUAUGUUGAUUGGGAUCGUAGGAAAACACACAUUUACCACUGUUAUGUUGCUUUGGAUGGGAGGUACAUGUUCAAGGGUCCAUUUUUGAACGAUACUAGAACUCAUCUGCAAAGGGUUUUAGGCGAUGACAAUGUUUUGAUGGUCAAGUUUGCUGAAGACGUAGCUGAUAGAUAUUCAAUAAGCCAUUCUGGUGGUUCUUUUUAUGCUUAUAAUAAGAUUGCUAGAGAUGGCAUUGUUGUUGGAUUGCGUCGAUAUCGUUUUUUUGUUUUCAAAGAUGGUGGGAAGGAGGAAAAAAAGAAGAAUCCAACCACAUCAGCUGUGAAAUGCUAUUUUGUCAGAAUGGAGUCAGAUGUGUAUAUUGAUAAGAUUGAACCUUAUAAAUUAUCAAAUAGAACAGUUUUUGAAGCUCGGAAUCUUUUCAUGCAUGCACAUAUGGUGUCUAGUGUAGCAAGCUACAUGGCUAGGUUUUCACUCAUUUUGUCGAAGACCCUAAACCUCAAAAUUGAUUUAUCUACUGUAAAUGUUCAAAGAAUCAGGGAUAUACCCUGCAAAGAUGUCUAUGGUAAUGUCAUCUAUAGAGAUGGAAAACCUCUUAUACAUACAGACGGAACGGGAUUUAUAUCGGUGGACUUGGCUUUGGAGUGCCCUAUGAAUGUAUUUAAAGGGCAGGCAAAGCAUGAUGCUGAUCUUAAGAGAAUUCCUGCUUUUGAAGGAUUUCAGAAUAAGACUUUGCAACUAACGCUUCCAGGACUUGAACUGCGAGAACCACCCUUGCUAAUUCAGUUCCGACUUUUUUACAACGGCCUUGCAGUUAAAGGAACAUUUCUAGUGAAUAAACAGCUUCCUUCUAGAACAAUUCAAAUUCGCAAUUCUAUGAUCAAAGUUGAAAACGAUCCGGAUCUUGAAAAUGCUGAAACAGAGAAUUCACUGGAGUUAGUAGGGACCAGCAAUCCCCCGAAGAGGACAUUUCUUUCAAGAAAUUUAAUAGCACUCUUGAACUAUGGAGGUGUCCCGAGAGAGUAUUUCAUGAAUAUCCUUGUGGAUUCUUUGAAAGAUGUUCAGGGUGUUUACUCUAGUAAGCGUGCGGCUUUAAGAGUAUCCAUUAACAAUGGUGAUAUGGAUGACUUUCUAGUUGCAAGGAUGAUUUUAUCUGGAAUUCCUCUUGAUGAAUCAUACUUGCAAUAUCGGCUGUCUAUGCUACUGAGGGAGGAGAAAAAGAGCUUGAAAAGUGGAAGGCUUCACGUGCCUGAUUGUUAUUAUUUAAUGGGGACAGCCGAUCCCACCUGUACACUUGAAAGCAGUGAAGUCUGUGUUAUCCUUGAUAAUGGACAAAUCAAUGGGAAGGUUCUUGUUUAUCGCAAUCCUGGACUACAUUUUGGUGAUAUCCAUGUUUUAACAGCUAAAUAUGUGGAGGCCUUGGUUCCUGUCGUGGGAAAUGCAAAAUAUGCUAUAUUCUUUUCCUCUAAGGGUCCCCGUUCAGUAGCUGAUGAAAUAGCGGGUGGUGAUUUUGAUGGUGAUAUGUACUGGGUUUCGAGAAAUUCGCAGUUGUUAGAGUAUUUUAGACCAGGUGAACCAUGGAGGCCAAGUCCUUCAAUGGAAGGAGUUACAAAUAAAAAGCCAAAAGAAUUUUCUCCUGAGGAAUUGGAGAACGAGCUAUUUAAACUAUUCUUGUCUACUAGGUUUCAUCCAAGUUAUGCGAAGAGUGUUGCAGCUGAUAACUGGCUGGCAUUGAUGGAUCAGUUUCUAAUGCUGGGUGAAGAUCGUAAAGAAGAAAGAAAUCGUGUAAGGGCAAAGAUUCUCCAGUUGAUCAAUAUAUAUUAUGAUGCUUUAGAUGCACCUAAAAAAUGCGGGAGAAAGAUUGAAGUUCCAAAACACCAAAAGGCGGGAACUUUACCUCAUUUCAUGGAAAGGGGAAAAAAUUCAUAUGUUUCAACUUCAAUUCUUGGAUAAAUUUUCGAUACCGUUAACAUGUAUCAAGAAGAAGUGCCAAACAUUGAGGUUCAAAAACUUCCUUGCUUUGAAGAGGAAGUGCCUGACUAUAUCUUCAUGAAAUGGAAGUUUCUUUAUGAGUUGUAUAGACGCGACAUGAAAGAUGCCAUGCAUCUUGACCCUGAUGCCAAAAACGUAGCUGCUGAAGCCACCAUUAAAAAGUACAAGGAGAUAUUGUAUGGUGCCGAAGAGCUCGAGGGGAGCCCGAGGUCGAUUGAGGAUGUAUACCAGGAGGCUCUUGCAAUUUAUCAGGUUACAUAUGAGUAUGCCAUGAACUAUAACUGUGUGAGCUAUUGCGGCUUUGCAUGGAGAGUUGCAGGUUCGGCUCUCUUCAAGCUUUGUGCUAGAGAACAUUCUGAGAGGAGCUUUCUUUGUCUCCCUUCAGUUAUGCGUGAGAUUUUUAGUUAAAUUCCGUAAUAUUGUAAGCACAUAUGUACAUAUUCUCAAGAUGUAAAUAAUGUAAUGUAAAAUCUUAGGGGUUCAUAGAAACAUGUUUUAACCUAAAUAUUUAACAUGUCCUAGCCUUUUCCUUUAGCAAUAUGUAUCUAAACUCCAAUUUCUCUCUUUCUUACCCCUUCCACGUGCGCACGAACAUGGCCUGUGUUGGAAUGCCUUCGAACGACCAAAUGUGUAAGCCCAAAUUAUUUUUGUAUUUACCAUCUUUACGUUUAUGACCGUAUGGUUUAGAGAAAUAUACUAUAUUAACUUUUUAAUCAUAGAGGUGUAUCAACUCUGAUAUCUGUAGUAUUUGCUCUAG